Molecule: messenger RNA, 2266 nt
Organism: Amoebophrya sp. A120
Lineage: Eukaryota; Dinophyceae; Syndiniales; Amoebophryaceae
Source: the annotation of a GenBank genome assembly
GCUCACGAGGUGUCGAUUGUCGAUUGCUCAAUUCGAGAGAAUAACAACACCUCGGCAUGAUAUAGAUAUGUGUAUGUCAAGUUCUGAUUUGAUAGUCUUUUACACGGAAGUGGAUAUACAGAAAAACGAUUUUUUUGCAAAACAUCGCGAUUCGAAUACGUACAUUGUGUUUCGCAUAUAACUAGGAAAGUAGCAUUGAAAACCAGUCUUCGUGCGAAGAUGGACGUGUACAACCGGGAGCGACGCCAAGCUUAUCGCCGUUGGCAGAUCCAUCGCCAGCCGGCCAACCAUGGAUUAUCCGCGUGGUUUAACACGAUGGACCGCAAGAUGCGGCUUGUGAGUAUUUUCGGCAAGGACAUGGGGAUCGCGGCUGGACUGCUCUGCGAACACAUCAAGUAUUUGCGGAAAGGCACGCUGGCGGAGAAAAACGAGCAGAAGUAUGCCUUGCACCAAAAGAAUCACACAAAGAAGAAUCGCGUGAGGAAUAUUUGCAGAGGAAUUUGAAGUCUCGAUUACGGAAGCGUAUGUUUCCGGAGACAGAGAAAAAAAUAUUGUCACACGAGACAGAUCCGUUGGAUCUCUUUCUUUUCGCGAAAGAUAUACAACACAAGUGUGAUAGUUUUGCACAGGAUACGAACAAAGUCAUGACAUUCCGAGAAACGUGGACCAACCCGUACUUGAUGUCGCUGAUGCAUCCGAGGAAUCGCAUCUCCCUCCGGAGAUUGCUCUGGGACUUCAUCGAGGCCACCGAGCGUUACAAGGACCAGCACACGAACGCCUGCGAACUGGUACUUACUGCCAUGUGUGUACUUCUUCUUUAUCGAUAAGAGUAUGACGAGAUGGGUCUGAUUAUUAUGAUGUUGCUGUUCGGUUGUACCACGUCCACGUGCAUUGCCUAAACAUAUGUUGUGUGGAAAAAUAUACGGACAUGAAACACACCCAUCAGUUUGCGACGGAGCUUCCGGCUGCAUUUCUGAAGUACCUGGAAUUUGCGUUGACUUGUGAUACGAACAACAUCGUAAUCCCCGAGUGGUCGUACAAUAGCGUCAGUGCCUGGAUUGCGAUUCGGACUCCCUUCCUCGACGCCGACUUGAAUCUUAGGUCGGCGUUCAAAGGUCUCUUCAUUCACUACGAAGAUGCUUUUCUGCAAACCAAUCCGUGGCAUCGGGGGCGCAAGUUCCCUUUGAUCGCCUUGUCGGAUCGCAAUGCCGAGCGAACGCGGCGCAUCAAGGAAGUCACGGUAUGACAAAGCAUUUUUCAAAAUGUGAGUAGUUGUGACCCCCAGUCGUCGUCCUCUUUACUAAUGCUGGUGAUCAUGACAAAUGGAAAAUCAAAAUGGUAGUAUACCAACAUUAUUAGUUGUGUCUUUGAAAACAAAGUUUACAUGACGAAAAACACAGGACGCCACUUCAGCUUCCCGCAAGAAGUAUACGACCUGCUGCAAGAAGCUGGUGAGCAGCGGCAAGAUCUGCGACACUUUACCCGGCGUGCCCAAAACGGGAACAAUGUAUGUCUGGGCUAAAAAUACUAAGUUUUCCAAUAAGCUCGGCAUUUUUUUGGACUUGCCAAUCGAAAUCUGGCGCUUUCAUAUUAUUGGCUACUUGUAAUCUAUUGCUCCGAGUUUCGUUACUUAGGUUACGGUUACGCUCGCGUUUACUUCUGGAGGACCAGUUUUGUUUGCACCACUUUUCAUCAAAAAUAAAAAGGCCCGGUAUCGGAAGCUUCGAGAACAGCUUAUUUAAUACGGACUAGCACUAGUCCAAAAAAGGAAGCUGCCGCCCAUGAGCGAUUCGUCACUAGCACUACCGUCCUGACGGUCAGAGCAACUUCUAGUUUCGCAACACAAUCAACCACCAAAUUAAAAACGUAGCAAUCAGAGUUUCACGAUCAUCAAUUACAAUUUGUAAAAGAGUUUAUUGAACAAGAUGGAAAAAAGCUUGAAAAAUAUAACGUAAGUUUUGUUUAAUUUCUCGUAGAAUCGCUAUCGCAAACGCAAAAUCAUGAUCUCGGAUCCUCAUUGCAUUUUUGUAUUUGGGACGAGGACCAUUCAAUCAACCGUGCCUUUUAUCGUAUUCAAUGAAAAUUAAAUCGAAAUUAAAACGUAGCAAAGAAAAUUGAGGCCAUCUUGUUUCCGCGUCUAAACCUGAUCAAGUAAGAGUUGAAGAAGAGAACAGCAAAACCAUCAUUUUCAUUUUCCUCGAAAAAGAAACUCCAUUGAAGUUGCUUCGCGUAAGUUUGUCUUAGACCAACAUCGGCAAGUUGUUAU